AUGGUCACACUGGGUUUCAUUAGAAGCAUGAUGAACAAUUGGUUUCGUGGUAAUGACCGCAGCGAAGAAGCACAGCUAGCGGCGAGCCCACGGCUUCUGAAAAGAUGGCCAAUAAUCACAGCUAUAUUGUUGGCAUUCUGUGGUUUGUUCGUGAUCGCUGCGGUGAUUGUCUUGUCGAUAAUCCCCAUAUACCUUUCUACAAAGGACACUAGCUCUCCAGCGGAGAGCAACAAUAAUGACAAAAUGAUCGCGAUUGCAUUUGCUACCGACUAUACUGGUAACACGUCAUCUGGGAUAACAAACUACGCAGCAGUCGCGCAACAGAUAAACGAAUAUUUGGGCUACAGUAGGAACACCCUUAGUGUGCGAUUAAUUACCUUCAGCGGUGUUGGUGAAAGAAAGAAGCGGGACACGGGUUCUGGCAUCUCUUGUAAUGUUAACAAUGGAAUAAACUACAGUACGGCAAAUGGCUCUGCUAUGGGCAUGUCCAUUAUUGUCAACAACUGCCCAAGAACACGAUGUGUCACAAAUCAAUGCAUUCAGAACUGCUUGGCCGAAAUCAAAUCCAGCCUAUUAUCAGUGUUUGGCUCAACCCACCUGUCAUUAACUUUUCAAACUACCGACGGACAAACUAUCAAAACUUCUUGUAGAUUUUGUCAGUUUGGCAGCAUCAGUUCAGGUUCGACGUGCAUUGACGGUGUUAAAAAUGGGUUUGAAACAGAUGUAGAUUGCGGUGGCGCAGCUUGUGUAUCACAAAGCAAGACAUGUGGCACUGGUUUGGUUUGUGGUAGCAGUAGAGAUUGUACAAGUAGAGUGUGUACUAACGGAACUUGUCAAGCACCGACAUGCACUGACGGUGUUAAGAAUGGACUGGAGACAGGUGCCGAUUGUGGUGGCGCUGCUUGUGUAUCACAAGGCAAGACAUGUGGCACUGGCUUAGGCUGUGGUAGUAGUACCGAUUGUACGAGUGGAGUGUGUACCAGUGGAACGUGUCAAGCACCAACUUGCACUGACGGUGUUAAGAAUGGGCUGGAGACAGGUGCCGAUUGUGGUGGCGCUGCUUGUGUAUCACAAAGCAAGACAUGUGGCACUGGCUUCGGCUGUGGUAGUAGUACCGAUUGUACGAGUGGAGUGUGUACUAGUGGCACUUGUCAAGCACCGACAUGCACUGACGGUGUUAAGAAUGGGCUGGAGACAGGUGCCGAUUGUGGUGGCGCUGAUUGUUUAUCACAAGGCAAGACAUGUGGCACUGGCUUAGGCUGUGGUAGUAGUACCGAUUGUACGAGUGGAGUGUGUACCAGUGGAACCUGUCAAGCACCGACAUGCACUGACGGUGUUAAGAAUGGGCUGGAGACAAGCGUCGAUUGUGGCGGUGUUACUUGUGUAUCACAAAGCAAGACAUGUGGCACUGGCUUAGGCUGUGGUAGUAGUACCGAUUGUACAAGUGGAGUGUGUACUAGUGGAACUUGUCAAGCACCGACAUGCACUGACGGUGUUAAGAAUGGACUGGAGACAAGUGCCGAUUGUGGUGGCGCUGCUUGUGUAUCACAAAGCAAGACAUGUGGCACUGGCUUAGGUUGUGGUAGUAGUACCGAUUGUACAAGUGGAGUGUGUACUAGUGGAACUUGUCAAGCACCGACAUGCACUGACGGUGUUAAGAAUGGGCUGGAGACAAGCGUCGAUUGUGGCGGUGUUACUUGUGUAUCACAAAGCAAGACAUGUGGCACUGGCUUAGGCUGUGGUAGUAGUACCGAUUGUACAAGUGGAGUGUGUACUAGUGGAACUUGUCAAGCACCGACAUGCACCGACGGUGUUAAGAAUGGACUGGAGACAAGUGUCGAUUGUGGUGGCGCUGAUUGUGUAUCACAAAGCAAGACAUGUGACACUGGCUUAGGCUGUGGUAGUAGUACCGAUUGUACAAGUGGAAUGUGUGAUAGUGGAACUUAUCAAAUUUCACUUGCCGCUGUGAAUGGAAUAAUUCAAGCUGUUUACAAUACAUUUGUGGGCGGUGAUAGUACAGCAUCAACACCCGGCACCGGUAUUGGUCANCCGUUACAUCAAAUUUCACUUGCCGCUGUGAAUGGAAUAAUUCAAGCUGUUUACAAUACAUUUGUGGGCGGUGAUAGUACAGCAUCAACACCCGGCACCGGUAUUGGUCAGUACCCACCGUCUCAAUCACCAGAGGCGGCGUGGGAUAAUGAUAGAUCAACUGUGUAUAUAAAUUUUGGAUCAUGUACAUCGUCUGAUAAUAAUAAUCAGUGUGGUUUGAACACUGGCUUCUAUCUUGAAUUACAACGUGGUUCAACUGUAGUGACGGCGUUUCAAUUGUACACAGGCAGUGAUCAUUCUGAACGUGAUCCGCUAAUCGUGUCGUUAGAAGGAAGUAAUCAAUCAGGAUCAAAUCUGGCACUUGGUAGCAGUUGGACUCUUAUUUAUAAUGGCAAUAGUGGAUUAGCAACCUAUCCGGGUCCUAAUAGCGGCGGCUCGAUACAGCAAACAGACAACACGAUUUCGUAUAAGAGUUAUCGAUUUCUUGUGUCUGGAAAACGAUCAACGUCAAACAGUGUUCUGUAUUCUGAACUGAUAUUUUAUGGAUACUAA
This is a messenger RNA of Adineta ricciae, 2601 nucleotides long. Lineage: Eukaryota; Metazoa; Rotifera; Eurotatoria; Adinetida; Adinetidae. The record is from the annotation of a GenBank genome assembly.